ACGCGGAAGGAGGGUGUUUGUGCUCUUUGCCUGCUUGCCUUGCCUCACUAACAAGUCCAUGUCUACAAUGGCAUUAGAGCCUCUUUCUUCAGGGUUCCAGAGCGUACUGGAGACCAGGUUGUUUUUUCCUGUAGCCUGGACACCUGGUGAGCUGUAAGGAACCCUGUCAAGUCCGCUGACUGACACCAAGACCCAGCAGCUGUCAUGGACACGCCAGAGAGAAAAGGCUUCGUUGCCACAGUGGCUGAGUACCUCCUGGACAUGAGCACAGAGGACCUGCAGCUCCUGCUGACGGGAGACGAAGCCUGGAAACAGUUUGUGGCGGGACUUGAUUUGUCCAGGGAAGAGGAAGCUUCCCUUCGUGAAGCUCUUGGUGGGAUCAUUGUGGACACUGAUGUGGAAGAUGAAAAUGAGCUCCAAAAUGACCUGAAGGACAAGAAAAAGAGGGCAGAGGGAGAUGCCUUGAGUGAAGCCCUGGGUGAGAUGAUUGAGGAUGCUGGUGCAGAAGGCGAAGAGGAGCUCCAGAAUGCCCUGUGGCACAAGGAAAGGUUCCUGCGUGAUUACCCUGUGGUGAAGCUGGACCUGGAGGAGCGCAUCAGGAAGCUCCGUGCCCUGGCAGACAAGGUUGACAAGGUUCACAGGGACUGCACCAUCUCCCAGGUGGUGGCCAGCUCCACCGGUGCUGUGUCUGGAGUCCUGACAAUCCUUGGUCUGGCUCUGGCACCUGUGACAGCGGGAGUCAGCCUGGCACUUUCGGCCACGGGGAUAGGGCUGGGGGCGGCGGCAGCUGUGACUAGCGUCUCCACCAGCAUCGUGGAAAAGGUAAACAUGGCGUCCGCUGAAGCCGAAGCCAGCAACCUGGUGCCAACCAACAAAGACACAAAAAACGGCAUUAAAGAAGUUUUGGAUCUAAAAGCCCCAAGACUUGUUUCCGUAUCCAAGAAUUCCUUCAAGAACCUGCAAGCCAUCAAGAAGAACGUUGAUGCCAUUCGGCUGGCCAAAGCCAACCCUCGCCUGGUAACUAAUGCCAAGCGGCUCAUGACCACAGGCAAGAUAUCAGCCCGAAGCACUAAACAGGUGCAGAAAGCCUUUGGAGGCACCGCUCUGGCCAUGACCAAAGGAGCCCGGAUCAUGGGUGCAGCCACCGCAGGUCUCUUCCUCCUGAUGGAUGUGGUCAGCCUUGUGAAAGACUCAAAGCAUUUGCAUGAGGGCGCAAAGGCAGAGUCUGCUGCAGAGCUGCGGCAGCAGGCUCAGGACCUAGAGGGGAAGUUGCAGGAGCUCAACCGAAUCCUUGAAAGCCUGACUCAGUGAUCUCUCUCCCUCCUCAAUGCAGCUCAGAGGACAGGGCAGGGGGCUGUGCUGGACAGAGCCACAGCCAUGUGAGAGCCCCUGACUGUAUCCCCUUUCACAGUGGUGCCUGCUAGAGAGAGAGAGACCACAUAAGACACAGGAACCCAGAAAUCAUAUGACCUCCCACAGGACUCCAACUCUUAGAUCCAACAACCUCCCAGCAUCCCGGCCAAUCCCCCAAGCUGGGAAGGAAUCCAAGUCCUGACGAAGCCACAGCAUGGCUGCUCCCGAGCUGUAUCCACCACACAGCUCUGAGCUGAGGCUCACCAUCCCUGAUGUCCACCGAGCUGCCAGUCUUCCUGCUGACUUUUGAUUGGUGGCAUAGUGACCUUCUCCUCCUCCUACCUCUGCCUAAGGUGUAUUUUUCUAUUUCUAAACCCUACUAUCAGACUCCAGUGAAGAACAUCAUUCCCUUUUCUGAGUCACAUGGGUACUUUCAGUGAAAUGCUCAAAGUCUAGAAAAGAGAGGAUGCUGGGAACACCAGCUGCCUAGGCAUCUCACGUUCUUGGUCCUACAUGCUAGCCAUGGGUGCUGACAGAAAGAGAGGUGACAGGAUAUGGCUGCUGAGUUCUGCUCUCUGCUACCGGAUUCUUGGAAAAACCACAAUGUUUAAUUCCUAGUGAUGUUUAAAAUAUGAUAUACCUGGAUGAGAUCUUAUGAGAUGAACAUGAAGGGCUGCACUUGAUCCAUAAUUUUUGAAAAAUGAAUUUGUGACCACUGACCUGGUCACGAUUUCUGUGUUUUCUACAAAUGAUAUCAUGUGUCUUCUGGAUGUUGACUAUAGAAGGUUGAUAAUUCCCUCCUGAUCUCAGCGUCUCCUCUUUUAAAAGCUGUUUUCUUUAUUGUGAUUUUACAAGAGUAUUUACAAAUUGA
This is a messenger RNA of Meriones unguiculatus (Mongolian gerbil), 2224 nucleotides long. RefSeq names its product apolipoprotein L3-like. Gene Ontology annotation, biological process: lipid transport; lipoprotein metabolic process. Gene Ontology annotation, molecular function: lipid binding. Bases 205 to 1311 code for a protein of 368 amino acids. NCBI's taxonomy places the organism in Eukaryota, Metazoa, Chordata, Mammalia, Rodentia, Muridae. The transcript is spliced from 5 exons. Gene Ontology annotation, cellular component: extracellular region; membrane. The record is from RefSeq and is a predicted model, not a curated record.